ACUUGCCUCUUGCCAAACUGCUUCCUCGGACAAGAUGAAGCCAAGGAGGAGCUUUGUGACGCGCCAGAAUCGCAGUGACUGCUGCCCGGUUUAAAGCCGAUGUCAGACCGUGCCCCGGCUGCCUGGCGAGAUGAAAGAAGUGGUGUUGUGGUCACCCGAGGAGGUGACGAAUUGGCUGACGGAAAAUGCCGUGCCGGAGUAUUGUGAGCCGUUGAAGAGCUUCACCGGGCAGGAUUUGAUCAACCUCACGGAGGAGGAUUUUAAGAAGACACCUCUCUCCCGGGUGUCUUCGGACAGCGGCCAGCGGCUAUUGCACAUGAUCGAGACUUUAAAAAUGGCUCACCACAUGGAGGCUCACAAAAAUGGGCACGCCAACGGGCACAUCCGCGUCGGCGUGAGCAACGCCCCGCGCGAGAACGGCUUCAGCAGUAAAAUGAAGCUAAAUGGGAUGCCAAAUGGAUAUAAGAAGGAGAUGAUCAAGAUCCCCAUGCCAGAGCCAGAGCGCUCGCAGUAUCCUAUGGAGUGGGGCAAGACUCUUCUGGCUUUUAUUUACGCACUUUUUUGUUUCGUCUUUACCACAGUGACUAUCUCCGUUGUUCACGAACGAGUGCCUCCCAAGGAGGUGCAGCCUCCCCUACCUGAUGCAUUUUUUGAUCGCUUCGAUCGGGUGCAAUGGGCUUUUUCUAUCUGUGAAAUCAACGGCAUGAUCCUUGUAGGACUGUGGUUUGUUCAGUGGCUGCUCUUAAAAUACAAGUCUAUAAUUAGCAGAAGAUUUUUCUGUAUAGUUGGCACACUAUACCUGUAUCGGUGUAUUACAAUGUAUGUGACGACACUCCCAGUACCUGGCAUGCAUUUCAAGUGUUCUCCAAAG
Apaloderma vittatum (bar-tailed trogon) is the source of this 871-nucleotide messenger RNA. Its product is annotated as phosphatidylcholine:ceramide cholinephosphotransferase 1. Lineage: Eukaryota; Metazoa; Chordata; Aves; Trogoniformes; Trogonidae. The annotation marks the transcript as partial. The transcript has 2 exons. Gene Ontology annotation, molecular function: sphingomyelin synthase activity; ceramide cholinephosphotransferase activity; protein binding. Gene Ontology annotation, cellular component: endoplasmic reticulum membrane; Golgi membrane. Gene Ontology annotation, biological process: sphingomyelin biosynthetic process; ceramide biosynthetic process. The record is from RefSeq and is a predicted model, not a curated record.